UUCCUCCUCAUUUCUCUAAAAUUCUCUCUCCCUUACACACGCUCUUCUUCUCUCUCUCUAUUUCUUCCGUUCAGAUCUGAUACGGCGGAGACAGAUGUCGUCGGCGAACGGGACGUUGUCGUAUUGGUGCUACAGGUGCACGAGGUUCGUCCGUGUCUGGGUCCAGGACACCGUCACUUGCCCGCACUGCGACACCGGAUUCCUUGAAGAGAUCGAAUCGGAGUCAACCCCGUCGUUCAAUCACAGCCAUCCCUUCUCUUCUCCGCAAUCUUACGGUCGAGAUUCUGGUCAAACACCGCCUUUGACUUCUCGCCGCACCCGCCGGGGAUCCACCCGCCGCUCAGCUUUUAACCCGGUUAUUGUCCUCCGCGGCACGGCAGAGGAAUCCGCUGGAGCCGACGGCGAGAGGACCAACAGCUUUGAGUUGUUCUACGACGACGGUUCCGGCGCCGGCCUGCGGCCCCUCCCGGCGAGCAUGUCAGAAUUUUUGCUGGGAUCGGGCAUGGACAGGUUGUUAGAGCAGCUGGCGCAGAUUGAGGUCGCCGGAUUUGGGCGGCCCGAGAACCCGCCGGCGUCGAAGUCGGCGAUAGAGUCGAUGCCGACGAUCGAGAUCGCCGACAGCCACGUCAGCUUGGAAUCGCACUGCGCCGUCUGCAAGGAGGCCUUCGAGCUCGGAUCGGAGGCCCGAGAGAUGCCGUGCAAGCAUAUCUACCACUCGGACUGUAUUCUCCCAUGGCUGUCGCUUCGGAACUCGUGUCCGGUAUGCCGACACGAGUUGCCGACGGAACAGGCUCCGGAGAGUGCGGAGCACGCGGUCGGCGGCGCUGACGAGGAGACCGUGGGGUUGACCAUCUGGAGGCUGCCCGGCGGUGGGUUCGCCGUCGGGAGAUUCUUCUCGGGAAGAAGAUCCGGCAGCGAGAGGGAAGUGCCGGUGGUGUACACGGAGAUGGACGGUGGGGUCCACUCGAAUGGGGCUCCGAGGAGGGUUUCGUGGGUGUCGAGAAGAAGCAGUGGACGGGAAAGCCGCGGAAUUGGGAGAGUUUUCCGUAAUAUGAUGUCGUUUUUGGGAAGGAUUAGGUCUAAUUCUAGUUCUAAUUCGAAUUCAAAUAAUUCGAAUUCUUCGUCUUCUUCGCCGUCGUCGAGGUCCGAUUCUGAAUCCGGCUCUUUUAGCCGGAGCCGGAGUGUGUCGAGCUCGGUCUUCGGCCGGCACGUGCGGAGGCGUAGCAGCAGAGCUUGGGUGUUGGAUGAUCAGAGUGGGAAUGAAAUGUGGUGAUUUUAGGGGGGGGGAAAAAAAAAACACAGGACGAAAAGAAAAUUUCGUUGAUUGUUUUAUUUAUUUUUUUUCUUUUUCUUUUUGUUUACCCGAAUGUGGGUUAAAUGGAGAAUGAUUAUGCAAGACAGGUUUUAAUCAAUGUACAUAGAAAUAUAGUUUGUUUUACUUUGGAUUUUCCGUAGUUGAAUGUGUUGUUGAAGCUCAA
Molecule: messenger RNA, 1478 nt
Organism: Morus notabilis
Lineage: Eukaryota; Viridiplantae; Streptophyta; Magnoliopsida; Rosales; Moraceae
Product: E3 ubiquitin-protein ligase RDUF2
Exons: 1
Coding region: 95-1273 (392 amino acids)
Biological process (GO): protein ubiquitination
Cellular component (GO): cytoplasm
Molecular function (GO): ubiquitin protein ligase activity
Source: RefSeq, a predicted model, not a curated record